ACAUCUCUUGAGUUACUGGGAUUAUGAAAAUAUGCAAUAUCAAUAUAAAUCAUUUUUAUAAAUAAUUAUAUAGUCAAGCCUACAAAGAGUAUAUUCUCAAUGACUACCAAAGCACAUGGUAAUGGUGAGCACACAGGUUCAUUUUAACUACACCGUGGUACAUUCGACUGGAAGUGAUUCGGUGUGUAGUUACGUUACUUCGUUAGGUUGGAUGCUUGAAAAUGGGGGAUUUUCAGAGUUUUAAGUUCGAGAAUUCCAUGCCGGAUUUAUGUCCUGAAACACAGCUGAACUUUAGAAAGUUUCUUCAAGCUGCUGGGAUUGAAAACAUGUUGAUUAAAGAUGGCCGGAGAAUAUCAGAUACCGAAGUACUAAAUGAAAUCAGGAAAGAGGUCGCUGUUUUGUCUAUGAACGACGAUGAUGGACGGACCUCGUCGCUGAUUCUUGCGUGUAUCAACGGUGACGAUGAAGCUGUUAAACUUCUCAUUCUUUCGGGCGAGUGCGAUGUAAACGAGGUUGCACCUGAUGGAGAAACUGCACUGACGUGUGCCAUAUCCUCGAAUGCUGUGCGAAUUGUGGAGAUGUUGUUAAAACAUGGGUCUGAUCCAAACUUUCGUGGUAAGAAAGUUGAGUGCACUCCAUUGAUGGAAGCUGCUAGUGUUGGUUAUACUGAUAUUGUGAAGUUGCUGUUGGAACAUGGAGCAUGUGUUGGCCAAAAGUCGAACACAGGAAAUACUGCACUACAUUAUGCUGCUACUUCCGGUCACUUGGAGUGUGUUUGUCUUUUACUACAGUACAAUAGCCCAAUGGAAGUUCAAAAUGAUACUGGUCAUACACCUUUGAUGGAAGCUACAAGUAACGGGCACGUAGACGUCGCUCGUUGCCUUAUAAAGCAUGGAUGCGAUAUUAACACACAUUCAGCGGAAUUCAAAGAAUCCGCACUAACUCUGGCAAGCUACAAAGGUCAUGCGGAAAUGGUCCGUUUCCUGUUGACUGCAGGAGCCGAUCACGAACAUCGUACUGAUGAAAUGCACACUGCUCUAAUGGAAGCUGCAAUGGAAGGUCAUGUCGAAGUUGCUCGAUUACUCCUUGCUCAUGGCGCGAACGUGAACAUACCACAAGAUAGUUUCGAGUCCCCUCUAACUUUGGCCGCUUGUGGAGGCCAUACUGAGCUUGCACAUCUGUUAAUUGGAUAUGGAGCAGAUAUUGAAGAGGUGAAUGACGAGGGCUAUACACCCUUAAUGGAAGCUGCAAGAGAAGGUCAUGAAGAAACUGUCGCUUUAUUGCUUGCAGUAGGUGCUGAAGUUAACGCAAGAACGGAGGAAACCCAAGAAACUGCUCUCACGCUUGCAGCCUGUGGCGGAUUCAUAGAAGUCUGUGAAAUGCUUCUAAAUGCUGGUGCUGAUAUUGAAGUUGGUGGAGUUGGUUGUUCUACUCCUUUGAUGGAAGCUGCUCAAGAGGGACAUCUGGAACUUGUCCGGCGUUUGUUGGAGCGUGGAGCAUUAGUGAAUGCAGUGACCGCCACUGGAGACACGGCGCUUCAUUAUGCAGCUGAAAAUGGGCAUGUCAAAGUUUGCGAGAAGUUGCUUGACUGGGGAGCCGUUUUUGGAGCUAUGACAGAAGGAGGACGAACUCCAUUGAUGAAGGCUGCAAGAACAGGUCAUUUGGAAGUUGUCCAGUUAUUUUUAGAGCGUGGAGUAGCGAUUGACCAGCCUACCUCACAGAAUGAUGCCAAUGCCUUGUCGUUAGCUUGUAGUGGCGGACAUGCAAAGAUGGUAGAGUUCCUUCUUCAACAUGGUGCUGAUCCUCAAUAUCAGUUAAGAGAUGGUUCUACAAUGCUAAUCGAAGCUGCUCGUUCUGGAAAUCCAGCAGUUCUGAGACUCAUUUUAGACUAUCCUAAAUGUCUCAGUCAGCCGUCGUCCAUGCUUCCAAAUGCUUCUGUUCAGCUUGUUGCGAAUACAUUGAACCAACAUCAAACUCAACACCAAUUUUCUCAUGACCAGCGUUCUGCUUAUCAAUCACUCGUGAAUGGCGUACCUACAAUCGGCAAUGUUAUCAUGCCACCACCCCCUCCGCCUUUACCUAUUUCUGUCUCCGGAAUAACCAACAUGGAUAUGUGCCUUGACCCAUCUCAUUCACAUAUGCACUCACAAGGUCAUUCGCAUUCCUGUCAUUCACACCAACAACUUUCGUUUCAGGCUCCUUCCAGUCUUUCUACGUCAACUAACUCUGUUCAGCCCACAACUCAUAUAAAUGCGGCACUGGCCAACGCAUAUGCUGUUGGAUGGGCAGCCGGGGCAGCUGCUUUAGUUCAUCAACAACAGCAGCAUCAUACAAUAAACUCAGCUAUUACCAGUUCAGUGGAUGCACCUUUGGUUAUGUGUCCUCCAGUCAGCGCUAUACUUUCACACACACAUACUUCUGGACCAUUGCAUGAUCAGAUUUUGUUGACAAACAACAAUACAUUCGAGCUUCUUCCUGGAACUUCUUUAUCAACAAAUGGAUCAUGUACUACUUUACCUUCAAACUGUUCGAUUAUGGCUCACAAUGCGCAUUUAAAUUUUCAAACUACUUCUGUCACUGCUGCUGUCGAUUCAGUUACCGGGAUAACUAGUGUUCAAACUGUGUUAACUCAGGCAACACUAGGUGCUAGUGGAACGGGACCAUCAUCUAGUACAACUAAUAGUAUUGGUAGCAUCAGUGGAGGUAGUUCAACCAGCAGUGGAAGCAGUGCUUCAUCCAUGGUUGCUGGAUCUUCAAUUGACCUUACAGAUGACUUUAGUGCUGGUCUACUGGCACUUUUUCAAGAGCUGAUGCCUGAUUUGAAAGCGGAUAAAGAUGAAUUGAUCAAACGAUUUGAAGCUGUCAUGUGUCCCUUCAGCACACUCCGUGCUGCUCGUACUGCUAUUAGUCAACGAAAUGGAACCAAUCUGGAUUCUCCAACGGCAAUCGCUAUGAGUACUAAUGCUGCCGUUUUGGCUCUUAGCAAGUUAAUUGAUCAACAAUCACAGUGCCGUGCUCAUUCUUCGUAUCCUGGAAAUGGUUGUGAAGUACUGGAACAACACCUUUCACCUAGAUGUAUUCAUACAUCUUCAGCUGAUACCGUCUUGUCUAAAACCACCCAGUGGACAGGUCUGCUUUCGACUUCCUGUGAUACACAGUUUCCGGAACCAAUUUCUUUUGCCACUGAGUGUGGCCCAACACUUAGCACAGUACCUGAUGAUCAACCAGACCUCACUGACCCCAACGAUCAUAACUUUAGUGCCGCUGCAAAUGUAACACCGGUUAUGUCUUCUUGCCAUUCAUCAUGCUCCGCAUUAUCAACAUCAGAAUGUUCAAUGUCUUCUGUCCAUAGUGCCAACUUCUUAUGCCGUGCCAAUAAAACAACUUCAACAUCCGUCGAGUCUAUUUUACCUGCACUAAAUUCUUACGACUAUGGAUUGGAUAAAACCUCUGAUGUAUUAGGACCUUGCAUUGAUUCCUCGUAUUUAAGCAAUCUGGUGGAUUCUGUCGGUCUUGCAACAACUCAAGCUGUCAUUCAUGAAGCUGGUUUAAACCAUGAUAUACUUACAUGUUAUCGUCAUUUUCACCAUCCUGGAUCACAUUUUGCUUGUGCGUUUGAUGCUACAGCCACGACAGCUUCAGUAGCGAAUUUGAGUCAUAUGGGUGUUCAUAACAAUAUGCAUCACCAUCAUCAUCAUCAUCAUUCUCUGAAUGUAUCAACUUGCGGAGAUAAUCUAAUCGGUUCCAACAAUUUACUUCAUGUCCCACAACAAUCGUCCGCUAUUUCCAUCGAUAGUUUAAUGGUAAAUCAAGCGGGAACGAUCGCUUACAAUCCCUCAGCAAUGGCAGGAUACCAACAUGUCACACACCCAACAUUGUUACCAGUAAGUGGAAGUAGAGUUCUGCCAGUCGGACCCCAGUCUAUCCUAUCAUCUGGAAGUGCUUCUAUACCGAACCAUGGUUUGUCACCCAAUGACAUGGCUGCAGUUGCUUCUAACAACUUGUCUAUGAUGGGAGAUACAAUAUCUCCCUUAAAUGUACCAUCUUUAAUUGAUGUUAAUGCUUGUAUUGAAUCCAGUAUGGAGACAGCUCUAACUUUGGCGUGUAGUGGGGGAUUUGUUGAUCUUGUUCGUCUGUUGUUGGAACGUGGAGCUGACAAAGAACAUCGUGACAAAAAAUCACAUACACCACUCCAUACUGCUGUGUGUGCCAAUCAGCGCUCUGUCGUCUCAUUGCUGCUUGAUUAUGGCGCAGACAUUGAGGCACAAGUGGAUCGCACAAAAGAUACGGCUCUGUCAAUAGCGUGUUCUCAUGGAAAAUUAGAGAUCGUCGAAGAACUACUGAACCGUGGUGCCAACAAAGAACAUCGGAAUAUAUCUGAUUACACUCCGCUGAGUUUGGCUGCGUCGGGAGGAUAUGUUGAGGUUAUACAAUUGCUUCUACGUCAUGGUGCAGAAAUAAAUUCGAGAACCGGUUCAAAGCUUGGAAUCUCUCCCCUUAUGUUAGCUUCUAUGAAUGGACAUACUGCAGCUGUUCGUUUGUUACUUGAACAUGGCUCGGAUAUAAACGCACACAUUGAAACUAACCGCAAUACUGCUUUGACCUUAGCAUGCUUUCAAGGUCGUUACGAAGUUGUACAACUUUUGGUCGAACGCAAGGCCAAUAUUGAACAUCGUGCGAAAACUGGUCUUACUCCUCUAAUGGAAGCAGCCUCUGGUGAUUAUGUAGAAGUUGGGAGAAUCCUGUUAGAUCAUGGGGCUGAUGUCAAUGCGUCACCCGUACCAAGUUCCAGAGACACAGCUCUGACCAUUGCAGCCGAUAAAGGCAAUGCGAAAUUCGUCAACUUGCUCUUGGAAAAAGGUGGAGUUGUUGAAGCACGAAAUAAAAAAGGUGCCACCCCACUAUGGUUAGCUUCAAAUGGUGGUCACCUUGAGGUCGUUCAAAGUCUUAUCCAGUACAAUGCAGAUGUGAAUAGCCAAGACAAUAGAAAAGUCAGUUGUUUAAUGGCAGCUUUUCGCAAAGGUCACAUUAAUGUGGUGCGCUUGUUAGUUCAAUAUGUAACUCAGUUCCCAUCUGAUAAGGAUUGUAUUAGACAUAUUAAAACUGCAGUAACGGACAAGGAGCUGGCUAAACGCUGUCAACAGUGCAGGGAAAUUAUUAUAGCUGCUAAAGAAAAACAAGAAGGUGAGGCGAAGAAGAAUGCUGAUUGCCUUUUGGAACAAAUUGAACAGGAAGAAGAGGAACGAGCUAAUCGAGAAGCUAUGCAAGCUCGAAAACGAGAAAGGAAACGCAUGAAGCGUAAAGCAAAGCAAGAAAAAGAACGCCAAGUUAAAGGCAUAAAUCAAACACAUACAGAUUCUAAUGUCGAUGCGUCAUCUCGAAGUAAUACAACUGCUGAAACCAAUGAAAAUAAACGUACUAAUCAGGAUCGUGAUGAACAGUUUAGAGUUGAACAUAGUCCAACACUAUCACGUGUCCUACAACAUGCCCAAGAAUCCUCACUAUGUAACCAAUUGUCAGAUGGUAUAAUUUAUGAUGUAGAUGACAAGCAAUGUUCUGCCUUUCGUAAUCCCUCUGAUUCACUUGUCACUGUUGUACCAAUGUCACCAGAGUCUACUAAACUUAAUCAACAGAUUGUAAAAGAUGUACAUCUUAAUUCUGAUGCUUCCAUAACUAAUGUUGAAAAAUCCAAUGUUCAACACGAUUCUGAUUCUGUUGAUAACAGUUUUUGUUCACAAGAAGCUGAAUCGAAUGCUGCGGCUGUAACAGAAGCCAAACGUGAAAAACAUCGAAACAAGAAACAAAGCCAACGAGCAGCAAAACGUGCAGCUGCCGAAAAUAACACUGCUUUCGAUUUGGAUAAAGUCAGUAAAUCACCCAGCCCAGAAAUUCAGGACCCUAUUAAUUCCUCAAUCUCUCCUUGUUACGCUCUUUCUCCAAGUGGAGAUAGUGAAAACUGGAACUUGCUCAUCGAGUCCCAAAGUGCUCAUUUUGGUCAGUAUUUUAAUAUGGGUAAAAGUUCGAAUGUUGUCAGUGAUUCAAAUACAUGGACUGUAGUCGUACCAUCUAACAGUACGCGAUCUCAACGCACUACAGUGAGUACACACGUUUCUUCGCGUGUAAGUAAUGAGAUGGCUGAUUGGAAGACUACCAACUCUAGCAACAAUUCUUAUAAACGUCGACUUUCAAUUCCUGUUUCGAGGCAUGAUAUUGGGAAAGUCAUAGGUCAAGGUGGAGCAGUUGUUAGUGCCCUAAGAAAUAUGAGUGGGAUUCAAAUAGAUAUCGAAAGUGCGCGAAGUGAUGAAGUAACAGAGCGUAUGGUCUAUUUGAAAGGUCCCAGCGAAGCUGUCCAGCGAACUUAUGAAACGAUUCAGGGACUUCUCGACGGUUCAAUUGCUGGCAAUGAUGUCCUACUAAUGUAUCACGCUUUAAAAAAGUCUUCUACUCUACCAUCAAGCAUGUCGCUUUCUGGUACUGCUUUAGGCUCUCUUACUUCUAGGUUGAAUGGUGCAACUAGUGUGUCAGUCCAGAAUACAAUUAAAAGCGGGUUGUCUAGUGUUAAGGUUAUCAACCCAAGUAACAGAACUCCUCGUAGAACUGGAAAAUCUGUAACUAAUCCCGUAGCUGCAAAUACAACUCGAUCUACCUCAACUCAACCAACUCCGCUUCCCGUAGUCCCAAAACCCACAAAAACACCCGCAAUAUCCAUCUCUAAUAACAGUAGCAAUAGCACGUUUUCAAGUACAACAGCUAUUUUGAUUCCUUUGAUAUCUUCCGGUCUGAAAACAACUUCUGGAUCAACGAGUUGGAGUUCUAAAGUCUCAAAUACCAGCUCUUCAAAGGGUAACUUCGCUUCCGUUGCUGCGGCAGGAAUAAGUACUCAUUCAUCGCGCCUCGUUAAGCCAGUAGACAACCAGAUAGUAAAAAGUGUUCGCAGUCAGUCAAAAACUACCGUUCAAAACUUAAUGACUGCACCGGCUCCAGCUUUGUCAUUAUCAACAACAACUCCUGUUUCGUUACUAUCUCUCAAUUUAUCUCCGUUUCCAUCGAGUAGCCAAAUGUUUCCAGAUUUUAUUCCAUCGCUUUCUAAUGUCGGCGAUUUCUGUACUGAUUCUUUAGAUGAAGUUAGCUUUCCACCCUUGAAUCCUUCUAAAUCCACCAAAGUUACUCAAUUGAGAACAGCCACGACAACAACAAUACCGGCAGUAACUGUGUCAAAUAUGAGGAAUCCGUCAUGUUUAUCUAACACACAUGUUUCCUCUUCGUCUGUAAAUUGUCCUGUCGAAGGCAUUUCGUUUGGAAUGGAUAAACUUAAGAUAAAUACCUCAUCUGGUGACUUAACAUACAUGCUUUCCAUUAGUGUAUUUGACAGUCCCGUUUCUACAGUUCAUACAGCAUCUGUCUCAAAUUCAUUCCCCCUAACAACGCUUCCUACCACAUCACCGUCUAAUUAUGGACCUUUGACAGUUUCUCCUACUUGUGGAGUUAUGCAGACUUCUCAGUCGAAUACUCCAAUGGGUUCCGGUAACACACACACUUCAGCUUAUGUUUCUACACCGCCUACAACUACAACUCAAACAAAGUCAUUUGCUAGGGCUCCGGGUUCUGAACGCAGCGCGCAUCAAAGAAAUGCAAAUGUAACAGCUACUUCCGUCUCCCUUAGUCUAAACGAUUCCUUCCCACCAUCGCUUUUAUCCUUGGAUGUCAAUGGUAACACAAAUGUUUCCGUAAACGGCGGUGUUAAUGACACUACACUUUUCACACCAACAAAGCGUGCUAUCGCUUCAGACAUUCACAAUCCUGAUUUUCGUCAUGAUCCAAUCUCAAAUCAUUUUCGACCUGAUAGGUCAUGUGAAUGGCAAACUUCUGACUCGUCUGCAGCUCCUGCACCAUUGUCUUCUGCAUUUGUGAAGAACACUACGUUCUCAGUAGCCUCCAACACACUAACAAUUACGUCCACUAGUGUCAAUAGUUCGAUCAUCGACAGUCACUCAGCUAUGGACUCUGUCCCAGUUGUUACAAACGUAUCACAAACGCGCGAUCCUAUCGGUUCUCUCCACUCUAUGCCAAUAUUAUGGUCUGCUUCGAGACCCGAUUUGAAUCCCAACUCAAUAGGUUUCCAACCAUCGUUCCAAACACUUAACCAAGUCGUACCAAACUUGAAGGCUAGUGCUGAAUCAGCUGACUCAUUAAUUCAGGCUUCCUUACUCCGAAAUGACUUCUCUAAUCACUCUGUAUCUGAUCAAUUUCAAGAUCAAUACUCUACCCAAGGAGCUCAAUCUGGUGUCUUGCGUCAAAUGGUCACACAAGCAUCUCUCCAGAAAUCGAAUCCUGUUGGAUUAUCAUAUUUACAGUCCGCUCAUCAACAAACUCAGAUUAGUAAUUGCUCUUCAGGUUUAAACAUUUCAAACACGCAAAGUAUGUUGCCAACAUCCUCAACAAAUACUCCCCUAAAUGCAUCUUUCCGGUUCAAGCCUCCAAUGUCUGGUACCUCUGCAUAUUUAGAAUCACGAUCUACAGCAUUAAAUGGUUUUCCAAGUGGUUUUUGUUCUCCAUCGACUUCUUCAAUGCCUUUGAAUAAUCAAUUUUCUUCCGUUUUCCCUAUGACUCAACAACAGUCAUUCCCGUUACAACAGCAACUUUCUUUAGGCCCAGGUACUAUUUCAGCCUUAAAUCAACAGACCACAAGUGGAUUAUCAACUCGUUUGGGUAAUUCAUCACAUCCUAUGAUUAAUCAAACACAAUUGUCUAUGUGUUCAUCUGGUCCAGGUGGAUCUUACACUCCUCCUCCUUUUAUGACCGGUUAUGUUCAACCUAGCAUCCAACCUGUGUGUAGUGCUACAUCAGUCGUCCAUCCAAAUACAAACUAUACAUCUCAUUUGCUUAACGGUUUCAGUUCUUCAUCCCAUAUUGGAACAGUGUGUACUCCGACAGUAGGUGCUGGAGUCCCGUUAGGUAUUCCAUCAAAUGCGGCACAAGGUCCUGUUCAAAACCAACCCGUUCCUAUACAACCAAUCGGUGCUGAACGUCGCCGACAAGCCAACACUCUCACGUCUGUCACUUCUUCGAGUAUAGUUUAUCCCAAUAUGUCGAGCAAUAAUAAUCUAGCUGGGCCUGUCAACUCAGCAGCUCCGGUUGUAGCCAAUCCCCUAGCGACGAUGCAUCCACAAGCUCCUUCUCCUCAACAAUGUUCCGUUAAUUCCAAUGCUAAUAAUUUGUUAAUGGCGUUUACGAUGAAUUGGAUGCAGCAGCAGCAGCAGCAACAACAACAACACUCAAACUUAGUUAGUGGUGUUUCUGGGACAGUAAAUUCACCAGUUAACUGGCCUCCUCCCAUGUGGCCUACUAACAACAUAAAUAAUAACUAUCCUGUCACCUGUCCACCCAUGAAAGUUCCUCCUUGUAAUCCAAAUGACAUGAACAUCUAUAACAAUUCAGCUAUGCUUCCAAACACUUUACCUGCUGUUAAUGGAGUGGCAGGACACCAGCAUCAACAAUCAAUAAUGGCUGCAGCUAUGGCGGCAAUGGCAAAUAUAUAUCCUUGGAAUAGUGGCGGUGGCAAUGGUAGCGGAAAUUCCGGUAUCUUAAGUGGAAUCCCUGGUGUAUCAACAGCUGGCUCAAAUCGUUGGGUAUGUCCUCAAGUUAGCACUGCAUUCCCUGGUGUCAACCCAUCGACUGCACAACCGUACUACCAAGAACAAUAUCCUACAUUAAAGCCUAGUGGUGGUAAUUAGUUGUUGUUGUUGGUUCUGUUGCCAUCGGGAGUUUUCACACCACAUACUUAACGUGAAGAGGUAAUUUAAAACGUAAACUGCUCUUGACUUUUGGAUUGAUAACUCCUUACUGUCUGUUCGUUUUCUUUUUCGACUGAAUAAAAUAUGCUUCUUUCCUUGUUUAUUCAUUUCUACGAAUUGUAGUUAAUAAAUUUAGCAAAUCGCAAGGUCGUUCAUAUUAUUAUGACGAAAAUGAUCAGGAUUCUUUGUAGUUAUGCUCGCUAUCAGUAUCGAUCUUCUACUUGUUCUCUCUUUGCGUCCUGUUUAUUUAAUGUGUGUAGAUUUCAGGGUUGUCUCCCGGUUGCAAAGUAGUCGUUCAUAUUGUUAGCAUGUUUAUAUAUAUAUAUAUAUAUAUAUAUAUAUAUAUAUAUAUAUAUAUAUAUAUAUAUAUAUAUUGAAGCCUAAAAACAGCUUUUUGUUCGAAAUCGAUCAGAUUUAUUUAUACCUGAUCUCUCGUUGCACAUGAUUCUUCUGAUAAUCCUAAAGUAAUCUUGAAUGCAGUUGGUUUGUCAGUCUAAUUCCUGAUAGAGUUGCAAUCAUUUGUUCCAUCUAUUCAUUAUGUUGUUAAUUCUAGUGUGUUUAAUUUUCUGCAAGUCAACUUUUUGAUGCUGCCAUUCUAUAUAAAUAAAUUUUCGAUUACAAUUUUCUUGUGUUGUACUAGUUUCAAUUGGAGGCCAUUAUAUUCAAAAAUAAACCUCACUUUUAUAUUGCCUCUAUUAAAUGCUUGUCUUUCGUACUCACCUGAUUCUGCUGUGGUUUGCGUAUUAUUGUUAUAGUUAUUAUUAUUGUUAUUAUAACUUGAACAAACUAUUAUACAUGAAUGGUAUACCUCUGUCUUAGCCACUCUCAAAUUGUAGUGAAGCUUUGUUGUUUUUUUCCAUACUGUUACUAAUUAACAUUCAUUCAUUUAACUGUAAUCAAAUCAUAUCCAUAUUACCUUUCUGCUCGUUUCCCUUUACAACAAAACCUCUGAAAUCUCCUUUUGUUAUAAUCUGUAAUUUUGAUUACUAUAACAUCUUUGUUCUCUCAUACUACCAGUGGACAGAUUUGAUAUAUAUAUAUAUAUAUAUAUAUAUAUAUAUAUAUAUAUAUAUAUAUAUAUAUAUAUAUCGUUUUUUGAGGGAAAAAGUUAACAAUCUUUUCAGGCUGUUGCGUUUUUAGCAAUUGCCAAAAUUUUCUUAGUGAACUUUAGCUUCCUUGUUUGUUUUUCUGUCCUACUACACGGUCAGUUGGUUGACGUUUCCUCGUCAGUGUAAUGUACUGUAUCAUAGAUCAAGCAUCCUACUAUUAUUUGUCCAAUGUUCUCUCAUUCUUAGUGAAAAAUAUAUGGGUUCGUCAAAGUGAUUUCCUCUAGAAAGUUUAUGCACUGGCACUUCCACUUUUCUUUAUAGUUGUCGUCAGCCAAAUUAUACUUAAUGUAAAUCUCAACACUUUCGUAAGUGUCGAUCAGUCCUUUUUAAAAUUAUACCAAAAU
Messenger RNA from Schistosoma intercalatum, 11247 nucleotides. Lineage: Eukaryota; Metazoa; Platyhelminthes; Trematoda; Strigeidida; Schistosomatidae. The record is from the annotation of a GenBank genome assembly.